AUGUUUCAGCCUCAACCCACGCCCUACUCCGCCUCGUCCUUUGCUUCCUAUCCGUAUGGCUUAGGCGCCGCCCACAGCCUCGACUUUUUGUUCCCCACGGGCGGAGCAGGCAGCAUAGCAGCUGGAGGAGUUGGAGCAGCUGGAGGAGUUGGAGCUUCAGCUGGAGUUGGAGCUGGAGCUGGCCCUGGAAGCGCUCUCGGGCCAGCAUCUUGCGGUGCUCUCUACAAUCCAUACAGCUCCCCGUCUCCGCAUUCACAGUUGCAGCACCACCACCAUCAGCCUCUGCCCCAGCGGCGGCGACUCAAUCGAUCCGGCAGUCCAAUCAUCAAGAUGGAGGAGCAGGACUCGGGGCUGCACGACAUGGCCGCGCAACAGGCGGCGGCCGAGCGAUUCCAGCCGGGUCUCGAGGGACCGUUCGUCGGCGAAAAGACCCCAAGCGAUGCCAUCACCCAGGAAUACGCAAAGGCCGACCCUGUCUAUAUCGAAAAGACCAUCAAGAAUAAGAAACAGAAAGAGGAAACGUUGAGCAUCGAUGCUGACCAGCUUCUUUCCCCGCCGCAGGCUCUACCACAGACAUACUCCCACUACCGCCAGAUCAAGGGCGAUGGAAACUGCGGAUGGCGCGCAAUUGCCUUUGCAUACUACGAAAAGCUCAUUGAUCUCGGAGAUCAAGGCCAGAUCGAGGGCGAGGUGGCUCGUCUCAUGAGCCUCGGCCACAUGAUCUCCAACAUCGGCCGCUACGAAUAUCACGAAGAUUUCGCCGAAGAGGCGCACAACUUGCUGCGGGACAUUGCCGCCAACAUAGCCAACCCGGGCUUGGCUCGAGUGAUUUUGCUCCAGCGCUUCAACGACAGCACCAUCGAGGCCAACAUCAUCUACUAUUUCCGCAUACUGGCGGCCACCUCCCUCAAGGCGAAUGCAGCCACCUACGAUGACUUUGCUGCUGAUUUCGGCGGCAUUGCAAACUACUGCUCGCAGGCCAUCGACAUCGUUAACCGCGAGAUUGAGCACCUCGGCAUCAUUGGCCUGGCCAACCUGUUGCUCAAGCCAAUCGACUUUGUCUUAGAAAUCGCAUACCUAGACCGCAGCCCCGGAAACCAAGUCAACCGCUACCGGUUUCCGGAAGAGGCCAACCAGCAAGACACGGUUCUCGGGCCCACGCUGUAUCUGCUCUACCGUCCCGACCACUACGACAUUCUCUAUCGAGCACCGCCCGUCCAGGCUCCCGCUCCGCCAGCCAUACCAGUCUCCGUUCCUGCGCCUUCUAGCUCUGCCGAUAUACAGAUACACCGGGUGGACGGCUUCACGAACAACCUCACCAUCAACCCAACGGGUUUCAUGGGUAACAUGAAUAUGCUUGCCACGCUGCCAGGCUUCGGCAUGAACUCGCUGAACUCGCUGGGUCAACUGAGCGUGGGCGGAUUGGGUGAGUUGAGCGUGAGCGGCAUGUCCCCUUUGACGUCACCGCCGCCAGCGGCCAGCCCCGUUGGCGAACCCUUUGUGCCGUCGCAGCAGUCCGGUUCCUGGGAGCCACAGUAUCCCGAGGUGUCACAACAGCAGCCACCGCCGUCCACGCUUCCUCCCUCUUCCGCGGUGGCGGUUAGCCCCAUGACUCCGAGCGCCUCAAUGACACCCAGCCCUACCACGAGGAGUAGCAGUAUUAGCAGUCUUCUCCCUUCGAACCCUCCGGCACAGCCUGUAGCUUCCCCGUCGGGAUACCACAUACGGUUCAGCCCCGUCCAGCUGGAGUAUGAAGAGAGCAACCGCACUGGUAUCCGGGAGCCUGUCUUUCAAACGACGCAGAGCACCACGUUCAAGAACAGCGUAUGGAACAGAGCACACUACGGAAAUCCCGACUUUCAUCCCGAAGAGUACGUUCCGGAUGAGGAGCAGUGGGAGAGGCGUGGUGGUCGCGCAAAGGCGAGGAGCAACUCGUGA
Messenger RNA from Trichoderma harzianum CBS 226.95, 1938 nucleotides. RefSeq lists its product as hypothetical. Gene Ontology annotation, molecular function: ubiquitin binding; cysteine-type deubiquitinase activity. Gene Ontology annotation, biological process: protein K48-linked deubiquitination. Gene Ontology annotation, cellular component: nucleus. NCBI's taxonomy places the organism in Eukaryota, Fungi, Ascomycota, Sordariomycetes, Hypocreales, Hypocreaceae. The coding region runs from base 1 to 1938 and encodes 645 amino acids. The transcript has 4 exons. The record is from RefSeq and is a predicted model, not a curated record.